This is a messenger RNA of Hippocampus comes (tiger tail seahorse), 1556 nucleotides long. RefSeq names its product tumor necrosis factor receptor superfamily member 4. Lineage: Eukaryota; Metazoa; Chordata; Actinopteri; Syngnathiformes; Syngnathidae. Gene Ontology annotation, molecular function: protein binding; transmembrane signaling receptor activity. The record is from RefSeq and is a predicted model, not a curated record. The transcript has 7 exons. Gene Ontology annotation, biological process: signal transduction; regulation of cell population proliferation; immune response. Bases 124 to 963 code for a protein of 279 amino acids. Gene Ontology annotation, cellular component: membrane.
CGUCGGUGUCAUACAGGAAGUGAUAUUCAUGAAGUGAGAGACAUGUGGCUCACAUAAGUAAUUCAUAACGGUGAUUCCCUCUCACGGAGCUUAUUUCUUUGUGAUAUCAAGCAAAUACAAAACAUGGUUCUUCUCAGAGUGCUCCUCCUGAGUCUGACUUUUAACAAAUUCCUUGCUGAUUCGGAUACAUUCUCUUGUCCAGAAGGCAAACUGAUUAAAAUGCAUGGUGGAAGUCAAAAAUACUGUGCCGCUUGUCCUGAAGGAUACCACCAGCCUACAAAGAAUUAUUCCAAACAGUGCAAAGCGUGCACAAAGUGUAAUGAAGAGUCGGGAAGUGAGGUGACAGAGAAAUGCACAAAGAAGACGGAUACGAAAUGUCAGUGCCGUAAAGGAUUUGUUCCGGUGGAACCUGAUUCUGCUACUUGCGAAUGCGGCAUUGGAUUCGGGCUACACUAUGGAGAAUGCUCAAAAUGUGAGGAUGGCUUCUUCAACAGACAUCCCAACAGCCCUUGCAUUAAAUGGAAGGAGUGUAAAUCCGGCGUGAACACCAGAGGAAGCAGCACCUCUGACGUCAUCUGCAACGCCGACUCACACAACUCCCCCACAUCAAACCACACCGUUUCUGUCAUCACACCGCAGCAUGAGUGGGACCAAAGUCAUGACAGCACUCAGCAUGAGACAACCACCACCAUCACCACCACGGCAGUGUAUGAUGUGCCAUCUUGGAACCAAGUGCAGCCGACCCCUCCUUCAAACUCCACCAGCCACCAUAUUGGUAUUGCCUUUGUCAUCCUUGGAAUAGUUGCAUUGCUUGUUCUCACUGCUGCUGCCUGUAAAGUAGGGAUUACUACUUGUGUGAGGAGUCGGAUGGCAGUGAAAAGUACAGGCGAUUCGCUGUACCGCAGGCCCGUUGAAGAAAUCGGUGAUGGCACUGACUGCAACCUGAAUUCAAAGAAGCCUUAAUCACCUGUACAGUAUGACAGCACAAGCUCAUAUGACCUUCUUUUUUGAUAUUAUGGUGAGAAUGACCUGAGAUGUCUGCAUGUUGUGUCCAACCUCACUCAACUGCUCCUAUGUCUAUUAAAGUUGCUGCAGUUUCUUCUGUUUUUCUCAAAAUUUUUGUUGAGUUUUUUUUUUUUUUUUUUUAAUAGAUAAGACUGUCAUCAAUGUAUUUUCAGUAACGUGGGCUGGGGGAAUUCUCUGAGUGACAUCAAAUGUGUUUUUUCGGCUUUGCAAAAUGUUAACGCUCAUGCAUGUUUUUUCACUAUUACCUCGCGGAGUAAAUGUGAGGAUUUUAUGACGAGCCUGCCUUAACCCUUAUCUGUUUUCUAAAUGAAAGACUUGAAAAUUCAGAUCAGAUAAACUGCUUCACCAUAAAGAUGUGCAAAAAGUAAGCAUGUGCUGGGUUGGGUUCCUGUGUGGCUGAAGUUGUUGGGCUUCAAAGAAAUACUCAGCAGUUUGUGGGCUGCAGCUGUGUCGGGUUAGAAUAUCACUUCUUUCAAGUACAGAAACUUUGCUGAAACAAAACUGCGUGCCUAAUAAACACUAAACACACA